AUGCACGGGCUGACCUGUCUUUCAUGCACAUUGUAUAACAGUACAUAUCUCACCAUGCCCCUAACGGUGCCCUCUCGUCCCGUGAUGAAAGGGGAACCUCCGGAUGAUGCUCAGCGCCAUCGGCAGUCAAGGCUAAUGCAAAGUGUUGAGGUUCUGUUAAGCCUCGGAACAUCUAACCCAGAACUGUGGGCAAAUGUCCGUGUGACAAUGAUCACCAAACUCGAAGGCUGGGUUCAAGAAGAUGUGGACACUAAAGGAGAGGAGAUUCGCCAAGAGAUAGAAGCAGAGGUUGAAGAACGUGUCGAACAGCAGACCGACAAGGUCCUGGCCAAAAUCAGCGCCUUCGCGGCGGAAGUCAGGCAACUGAGGAGGGAUACCCAACAAAGGCUUAAGGAUCAGGAUCAGCUCUCGACCGAGGUUGGUAGGCAAGUCCUGGGCGGGGUGGCUCACAUUGUCACUACCGAGGUCACGAAAAUGUCGGCAAAGAGACAGUUGGACGGGUUCGAGCUUGCAGUUGGAGAUAUCCUGGACAAGUUUGCCCACGAGAUGACACAAGACAAGAUGUUUCGGAUAUUCAAUACUCUACAGACAAAGCCCAUGAGUGCGGCUCUGUAUAAUAUCUGUGGCGCCAGAUCGCAAGUCGACUUGCAGCGGGGUUUGGUGGAAGAGUGGAAGCGGGGUUCCUAA
Molecule: messenger RNA, 687 nt
Organism: Sordaria macrospora k-hell
Lineage: Eukaryota; Fungi; Ascomycota; Sordariomycetes; Sordariales; Sordariaceae
Source: RefSeq, a predicted model, not a curated record